This is a messenger RNA of Sphenostylis stenocarpa, 606 nucleotides long. The record is from the annotation of a GenBank genome assembly. NCBI's taxonomy places the organism in Eukaryota, Viridiplantae, Streptophyta, Magnoliopsida, Fabales, Fabaceae.
AUGUCAUCAUCAUCGUCAGCGUCGUCCUUAUGUGAAGAUAUUCUCAUGGAGAUUUUGUUACGACUUCCCGUUAAAGUUCUUGGACAAUCACUUCCCCUUAACCAGCACCUUCACUCUGGUGACGAUGAUGACUCAAAAGUUACAUUUGAUGAAUUGGUGAUUGUUUCACUUCACAUGGGGAGUGAGAGAUACACAAACUUGUUGCUGCCUCUUGUUCUUGAUGGAGUCCUCCACACUGAUGUUUUCACCUCCCGAGGAUACAGCUUGAAUGAAGUUCCAAGAAUUGGGGUUUUGAAUGAUUGUUUGAGUCUUUUUCUUCGCGAUACCAUGACAAAUCAUUUUUCCAUUUGGCAGAUGAAGAAGUUUGGGAAUCGUAACUCUUGGAUUCGAUUGCUCCACAUUGCCAUGCAUGAUAUUGAUCAUAUGCCACAACCCUUGUGCAUGUUCAAUGAUCAUGUUAUCAUGAUUGCAUAUCGUGGUGACUUGAUAGAAAUUUAUUAUGAUGAAAAAGAUAAUCUUGUCAAAUGCAUUGAACUUUCCAACCACAUAGUUUGGGUUCAUGACAAGAAUUUCGUUCAAAGCUUAGUCUCACCUACAAGAUACUAG